AUGUCAGCUACACUACAGAGCUUCUUGCCAGCGCCAAAAUAUAGCGCGCUCCCACACUCUCGUGACGAUGACGAGAAUGAUGAGUACGAUAACACCGAGGCUGGGCCCUCCACUUCAUCCUCAUCCAGCGCUCUCGUCUCGACAUCUUCCCCUAGCAUCCCUCCUUACGGCCAGCGAGCAGCAUGGAGACCGCGCACACAGGCCGAUUAUGCCAAUGGUGGUGCCUAUCCGGAAUGCCAUGUUGCCCAGUAUCCACUCGACAUGGGUCGAAAUCGUUCCGCGGCCACCUCCAACAAACUUGCCAUGCGCAUCGAUGGCGAAGGGAAUAAACGUUACGAUGCUAUUGUAAAACAAAGCUUGCGUCCCGGACAAACGGUUCAAACGGAGUUCAAGGAUCUCGUACCGCUGUCUCAGCGAACGGAUAUCAAAGAGAAGGAUCGUAACUCUGGUUUUGAACGACCGUCGCACGAGGAGGUGAUGAGCAAUACCGAACGAACGCGUCUUGCGCUAGAAGCCAUCACAAAAGGUAAGAACAAGCCGGUCGUGCCCAAAGCUGGAAACCUACCGGGCCAGCAGCAAGCGGCGCAAUUCAUCCGUUAUACGCCGGCACAGCAGGGUGCAGGCAACGGCACACAACGCAUCAUCAAGAUGACCGAAGCACAGCGUGAUCCGUUGGAACCACCUCGCCAUCGAUUCAAAAAGACGGCUGCUGGACCACCUUCCCCCCCACCACCUGUGUUACGCUCUCCUCCGCGCAAAGUGACCGCGCAGGAGCAGAAGGAUUGGAUGAUCCCGCCUGCCGUCUCGAACUGGAAAAAUAACAAGGGCUACACCAUACCUCUCGACAAGCGACUCGCUGCGGACGCUAGUGGCAUUCAGGACGUGGUGAUCAACGACAACUUUGCGCAAUUUGCCGAAGCGCUCCAUUUGGCCGAUAGGCAUGCGAGAGAGGAGGUGCGACAGCGUAGUAUUAUGCAGCAGAAACUGGCGGCCAAGGAGAAGGCGGCCAAGGAGGAGCAUUUGCGGAACCUGGCUCAGCGCGCGAGGGAGGAGAGAGCCGGAGUGUCUUCUGCUACGCCAUCCGUGUUGGGACGUGACGAUGAUGUGGCUUCACGAUUGGCUGAUUCGGACGCACGUCCCACUCGAGCGACACCAAGAGCAGAAGGAGGCAUGUCGGCAAUGCUUGCAGGCUACAGAUCCGAUUCCGAUUCCGACGAAUCUGCAGCAUCCGAUGAAGAAGACGAUGAAGGAGCAAGAGAACGCGAUCGUAUUCGUGAAGAACGUCGUCGCGAACGACAACGCGAACUACGCAUGUCCAACAUGGGCAUCGAACAGCGAACCAAGCAACUGCUUCGAGAGCAGAACCGUGACAUCUCUGAAAAAGUGGCUUUGGGUCUGGCCAAGCCCACGGCGUCGAAAGAGUCGAUGACGGAUAGUCGACUUUUCAACCAGGGCGAAUCACUCGCUGCUGGGUACGGAGAUGAAGACUCGUACAACCUGUACGACAAACCGCUGUUCUCCGGUAGCAGCGCUGCUGCGGCAAUCUACAGGAGACCGGCAGCAAGAGGUGGGGCCAACGACAUUUACAGUGGAGCCGACGAUACAGCGUUGGAAGAAGAGCUCGGCAAGAACGAUCGUUUCGGUCUGGGUCAGAGCAAGUUCAGAGGCGUUCAAGGUGAUGCGGAUCGCGAUUCAGGCAGUGGCAGCGCACCAGUCAGAAGCGGCCCUGUUCAGUUUGAAAAGGACACCAGCGAUCCUUUUGCCAUCAACCAGUUUCUGGAAGACGCAAAGAGAGGCAUCAAGCGCACUUCGGAUCAAGACGCCGACGAUGCGAGAAAGAAGCUCAGAGACGAGCAUGAUUCGUAG
Messenger RNA from Mycosarcoma maydis (corn smut), 1866 nucleotides. Its product is annotated as putative transcriptional coregulator Snw1. Lineage: Eukaryota; Fungi; Basidiomycota; Ustilaginomycetes; Ustilaginales. Gene Ontology annotation, cellular component: spliceosomal complex. The record is from RefSeq and is a predicted model, not a curated record. The coding region runs from base 1 to 1866 and encodes 621 amino acids. The transcript has a single exon. Gene Ontology annotation, biological process: mRNA splicing, via spliceosome.